GAAGACUGUGAAUCAGCACUCAGCAGUCAGAAGAAAGGUCCAGUUAUUUUGAUCCUGCUCUCCUGGUCUUGGGAAUUUUCAUACUCCUGGUCUUGGGAAUUUUCUUAUGUACUCUACGCCCUUUCAUCAAACUGGAAUCUUUGGUAGCUUGCAAUGGGAGCAGUAAGGGCAGUUCUUCAGAGAUUCUCAACUGUGGUCUGUUUCAAUUGCCCAACCAUUUCCUUUGCUCCUCAAAGGAAUGCUUUGCUUGCUAGGAGUCUAUUAUCAUCAUUUUCAUCAUAUAGCUGUUCUUCUGGGAUUACAUUGUUUUGUGAAGAAAAACGCUGUCAUUGUCAAGUGAAUGUGAGAAGGUUAUGGACUUCCACACCUCUCUGUAUGGGCAGGCGGUCUUCCAAAAUCGCCGGCAGAAAGGGGGCUCAGGAUGCUAAGAAGGCAAAGCUGUAUUCAAGAAUUGGAAAGGAAGUUGUAUCUGCUGUAAAGAAGGGUGGUCCAAAUCCUAUAUCAAAUACAGCUCUAGCUGCUGUACUCGGGAAAGUCAAGGAACUUGAUGUGCCUAAGGAAAUUUUGGAGCGUAAUAUUAAGAGGGCUUCUGAAAAGGGACAAGAGGCUUAUAUUGAGAAAAUCUAUGAGGUAUAUGGUUAUGGUGGAGUUAGUAUGGUGGUGGAGGUCUUGACAGAUAAAAUAAACAGAUCAGUGGCUGCUGUUAGAGAGGUAGUGAAGGAUUAUGGAGGAAAGAUGGCAGAUCCUGGAUCUGUCAUGUUCAAGUUUAGACGUGUUCGGGUUGUGAAUAUAAAAGUCACAGAUGCAGACAAGGAUCAGCUUCUUGCCAUUGCUUUGGAUGCUGGUGCUGAGGAUGUCAUUGAACCUCCAAUAUAUGACUAUGAUACUGAUGAAGAUAGUUCAGCAAGCUAUUACAAAAUUGUAAGUUCGUCCGAGAACUAUGCUGAAAUAUUGUCAAAACUUCGUGAGGGAGGAAUAAAUUUUGAGACUGAUAAUGGUUCAGAGCUGCUUCCAAUAACAACUGUUGAGGUAGAUGAUGAGGCAAUGGACUUGAACAAAGAACUUAUGUCUAAAUUACUUGAACUUGAUGACGUUGAUGCUGUUUACACAGACCAGAAGUGAUCAAAUCCCAACUCCGAUUGCCUUCCGAGCAAUCGAGAGCUUGGAUGGUGCAGUGUGAGACAGUCUAUGUAUGUGGUUUACGGCUUUACGCACAAAAUGAGUUUAAAAUCGUCCAUUUAAUCCCCGGAAGGACGACAUAAUUCUUUUUAAGGGGAAAAAUGGGGAUAUUUUUUUUGUUCGGUUGAGGUAAUUGAUGAUAAAAUUCUUGGAGGAACGUCCCAUGUGUUUAUGGGGUUGUAGUACAUUGAGCUGAUAAUAAUAUUAUAAUAGGAUUUUUUGGUGA
This is a messenger RNA of Manihot esculenta (cassava), 1405 nucleotides long. Its product is annotated as probable transcriptional regulatory protein At2g25830. The record is from RefSeq and is a predicted model, not a curated record. The transcript has 7 exons. Bases 154 to 1122 code for a protein of 322 amino acids. Gene Ontology annotation, cellular component: chloroplast. NCBI's taxonomy places the organism in Eukaryota, Viridiplantae, Streptophyta, Magnoliopsida, Malpighiales, Euphorbiaceae.